AAUAUCUAUGGAGGUCUGGGCCCCAACUAUCUCUUUCCACCAGAUGUCCACACGGGAACGACCUUUCAACGAGCGGAACUGCCUGGAAACCUUCCCAGCUCCCUCAAAAGGUCGGUGCUCUCUCUCUCUCUCUCUCUCUCUCAACUAGAAGCAAAAAUCAAUGGCCCGGAAAUACCGACGAGACAACCAUAGCCGUAGAACUAGAAGACGAAGAAGCAGAGGCCAACCUCCACCGCCUUUCGACUCUUCCAAGAUUUUUUUAUGUAGGUAUAAUCCCCCGACUCCCCUUAUAAACCCUUCUACAACCCUCAUUUCUCAUUCUCUCGCCGACUACACAAUUUCUCAUCCCUCAACAGAAACGUGUUCUCUGUGGACCAUAUCAACCUUAUACGCACAUAUAUAUAUAUAUAUAUAUGCACACAUACAUAUGGAUUCGAUUGGCGGACCUUUAUCAAAAUCUCCACCCAGAACUCCCGUUAAAUCCACGGGUAAAGCUUCCGUUGGUGCAUCCUUGUCUUCUUCAGCCCAACCGGAAUCUGAGACUCCUGGAAUCUCUCCUCUACCAUCCGAAAUAACGUCGCAACCUCUUUUGCCCGGGUCUUUCUUUAUGGACGCUGAAGCUGGUUUUUUCAUGGAGAACAUUGGGUUCUCGGCAUCUCCUCCCCUGACGGAAUUCGAAGCCUUCUCAACCAUAAGCCCAUCGUCUUCUUUCUGCGAAAUACCCCGAACGGUACCGUCGAGUACUGGAGGAGGAGGAGACGCGGAGAAUAUCGCCGUGCCUCAGCCGCUCGAGCGCUUACAGGGCAAUCCUACCCCGCCAUUUCUGUCGAAGACGUUCGACCUCGUGGAAGACCCGGCGCUUGACGCGAUCAUAUCAUGGGGCGUCAGCGGAGAGAGUUUCGUGGUGUGGGACCCGGUGGACUUUGCGAAACUGGUCCUUCCUUUGAAUUUCAAGCACAACAACUUCUCGAGUUUUGUUCGCCAGCUUAAUACUUACGGGUUCCGCAAGAUUGAUACUGAUAGGUGGGAGUUUGCCAAUGAAGCUUUCCAGCGAGGGAAAAAACAUCUAUUGAAGAACAUUCAGAGGCGCAAAUCAUCUCAGUCCCAACAGAUUGGGGUCUAUGUUCAGCCUUCUACUGAAGCUGGGAGGCCUAUUCCGGAAGGUGAGAUACAGAAGUUGAGAAAGGAGAAGGGUAGGUUGAUGCAGGAGGUUGUUGAAUUGCAGCAGCAGCAGCAAGGGACCCUUCACCAUAUGGAAGCAGUGAACCAGAGGCUCCAGUCUGCAGAGCAAAGACAGAAGCAAAUGGUUUCUUUCUUGGCGAAGUUGGUGCAAAAUCCAGCAUUCUUAGCCCGGCUUCAACAGCAGAAGGUAAAUGGAGAAAUAGGUUCUUCACGAGUGAGGAGGAAGUUUGUGAAGCAGCAUCAAUAUGAAAUGGGUAAAUCAGAUUCUUCCAUGGAAGAGCGGAUUGUGAAAUACGAACCAGACUGGAGUCACCUCAUUACAACUUCUGUAGCCCAAGAUUUGAUUCCAGUUCCUGCUGGAAAGUCUCAGGAUUUUCUUUCGCAAGAUACGGUUGCUAUGAUAGAGCAAGCAGGAUUAAGUGUUGAAAGCAUACCAUUUGGAUCAGAUGAAUUGAUCAUGCCAGAAGAUCUACCAGUACUGCAGGGAUUUAACAAAACCCUCGAGCAGGUGGGAGAAGGGUUGUCAAGGUUGGGGAAUCAAGACCUGAAAGGCAAGAAUAUCAUAAGCUCACCAGAAGAGCGUAAUCCAGAAUAUGUUGUAUCUUUCCCAGAAGAAAUAACGAAGGAGAAGAUGAUAUCUGAGUUGUCUCCAGGGAUUGAAAGAAUUGUUAAAAAAGAGGAUAUAUGGAGCAUGGGUUUUGAUGCGUGUGCCAGCAUGUCUGUGCCUAGCAAUGAAUUGUGGGGAAAUCCAAUCAACUAUGAAGUUACUGAUUUGGAAGUGACUGGCGGAUUAACAGAUAUCUGGGAUUUAGGCUUCCUGCAAGAGAUAGAAGGUUCGGGUAUUGAUCAAUGGACAAUUGACAAAUCCCCCUCUGAUGAGCCUAAGAGUCGAGAUCACAAGCCCAAAGAUGAUAUACCCGAAAAUAUGGAUCCAUAAGGCUUCAUUUGCUUCUGCACGUGGUGCCCUUGUGGAUCUGAGUUCAUUUAGUUGAACAGAUAAACGUUGGACAAUUUAUUGACAAAUAUAUUCAAUUAAUUGCAGUGUUCAUUUUUUCUCUCUAAAUUUUCAGCUUCCACCCCAAUAAAUUUAAUUUUUUUAUAUUGCUAUUCAUUUUUUUAUUUUUUAUUUUUUCAGAUAGUCUGUCUAUUUAUUUCUAUCAUCAAGUUCUAUCUUAUGGUUUGUAUUACCAAUGCAGGGUUUUCUUGCUGACAAAUACAUUUCAAGUUAUGAACAAUGCAGGUUUGUGAACGUUCGGAUUGAGUAUCAUGCUUCCCCGGGCUUGGUUUCAUAUUCUAUAAUGCUCAUUCUAGCAUUGUAUGGUUUGGGUAAGAUGUUUUAUUCAUAAAAUGGUUCAUUCUUGUUGGAAGGUUAAAAUAAAAAAACUCCAUUUGUCCUCUUGUUGCAUACUAAGCUGCUCACUAUUACAAAAGAGGAUGAUCAUAGAGCUUGGCUGAUGCCUGGUGUCGGGCUUUGUAAAUCCAUCUUCAUGACUUUAGUUCACUGGAGACACUUUUUGGUUCUACAAACUUGGCAUUCAAAUUAUUUGAAUGCAAGGACGUUUUGUUCUUAAAAUCUAGAUAUAUUCAGCAGCUUCGACUAUAUCAUUUACUUUCUGAAAGGAGUGAAACAAGCUGCGCGGAAAUAAUGGUAGUGAGAAGUCUGUUUUUCUGCUCAGUCCACCGUGCUUGUGGUGGGUGCUUUGACUGGGCAGGAUUUUGAAGCUGUCUAGCCUGCAGAGAGGCCAAUACUGUGAAAUCAAUACCUCAAAAGCCUGCAAUCUAUUGUGGAUGUGAAUUAUUGGACAACACAAAGUUGACCAUAAUUUUUACAUUUCCGUGCUCAUCUUUUUUCUUUUUUUCUUUUUUCACUAAACUCGAUUAAAAGUGUCAUGACUAGGCUUCUUGGACAAGUCUGUUUUGCAGGGUGCUUAAGCUCUACUGAUUUCUUGGUAUAUCCAUGACUGGAAUGUAUGUGGAAAAUCCGUUACUGUUGGCGGACCUCAAAACUUGAAUGCGAUUGCCUCAUGGGGGACUCCGUAAGCUAACUUACUUGCAUUGCAUAUAAUUCAUGCAGCGUCUGACAAAAUUGGUGCUCUGUGAUCCUCUUUGAAGCAUCGCUUACUGAAUUAGCAAGUUUGGGUCGGCCAGUCUGCAGGAUGGAGGAGUGAGGAAACUGUUGGGUGAUUGCGCAGACAGCCGCAGGGCUGUAUAUUUCUAAGUAUGAGCUUUUCACCAUCAUCUAUUUCCUGUAUAUAUAGAUUGAUAAUGAUAUCCAACCUUCGAUACCUUUCUACCGUUUUAUGAUGUAAUCCUUGUGGGUUUGAUGGCAUGCUAGUUCGUGUGAAAGGGCACCUGCAUGCCAUUUGCUUACUCAUCGCGCUUCUUUUGACAAGUAACUAAAUGCCAGAACAGAUCACCAAUGGCGCCGGCAGUGUCUAAAAGGAUUUAGGCAGGGACUGAUCUUUACUCUUCCUGUGUACGUACAUGUUCAUACUAAGGCUCGUAAUAUAAAUCCGUGCUACAGCACGUGAGUUUUAUGAUAUACGUAAUAAGAGUUUUGCUACACAUUCGCCUACUGUUCACGGCACA
Messenger RNA from Carya illinoinensis, 3771 nucleotides. RefSeq names its product heat stress transcription factor A-3-like. The transcript is spliced from 2 exons. Gene Ontology annotation, cellular component: nucleus. Bases 161 to 2119 code for a protein of 652 amino acids. Gene Ontology annotation, biological process: regulation of transcription by RNA polymerase II. NCBI's taxonomy places the organism in Eukaryota, Viridiplantae, Streptophyta, Magnoliopsida, Fagales, Juglandaceae. Gene Ontology annotation, molecular function: RNA polymerase II cis-regulatory region sequence-specific DNA binding; DNA-binding transcription factor activity. The record is from RefSeq and is a predicted model, not a curated record.